UUUGGUUGCCUGCCUGCCUGCCUGGACUUUUGUGUUUCUGAUUCGAUGACCAAAUAUAUUCUUCAGUUCCUUAUGCCUGCCUAUAAACCUAUUGCUAUAAUAGAUUUUACACACUGUCUCAAAUAUUGCAUGGACUACAUUUUAAAAGAUUAGAUAUAUUUACUCAUCUCUACUCAGUCCAUUUUCUUUAGUAAGAUGGUUUUAUAACUGUUUUCAAAAUUCUAAUGGACUCUUAAAUAUCUGAUAUCAUCUGGUAGGCCCAGACACAUUGAAAUGAUUUUUAAAAAACCUUAUCUAACUCAUAUACCUGUCAAUAUUCUGCUAUUAUUUAAACAUUUAUACACAUAAAAUGCAAUAUUUUACCACUAGCUAAAUUGGUUUUCAUAAUCCAAAAUAUGCUAUAUCAUCACAUCAUGUGUAAUCUAUAAUUGGGCAUGUGACAUUAUGGAACUUUGUUAUUUUUUAUUUCAGACGGGCAUUAGAUUACUGAACAUUUUAAACCAAUUACCAGAUACAGUAUAUUCAGAUCAGGUGGCUCACCUAAGUAGCUUACAGAGGUGUGGCCUUAAAAUAAUGGUCACAUUACAGGUGUUACAGUACAGGUAAUGAAGAAAUCUGAACAUUAGAAAAUACUUUAAACACAACUUUGAUUACAAUAACACCUGCCAGGACAACACAGAGCAGGCAACAGCACUGUUAUGCUCUGUUAUGACUCAUUCCCCACAGGUGUGAUUUCACAUACCCCUCAAACGACUGCAAUUAUGUACAUAUUUGCAUUCCUCAAGUGCAUUUUUCAAAUAUUUCUGAAUUCCAUCUCACAAUGCUCGAGUUUUGAAUCAGGGCUUGGUUGAAACAGCAAACCAAAACAAACAGAUAUACCAUUUUUCAUUAUCUGUUUAAGUACUACUAAAAUUUGAUUUCCUGUGUUGACUGAUAACAUUUCCUGCAGAAAACAGCAUUUAAACAGAAGAAUUUGUCAUUAUUGCAGCUGAUGAGUGGGGUAAUGUUAUGUAAAGAUGUAACUUAAUUUACAGAUAUGGGUGAGAUACAAUAGGCUGAAUGAGCUUUUUAUGGAACAAAGGUAAGAAUGAAAAGACCAUACAGAAAACACAAUGCAGGGCAAAGGUUCAUAUUUGCCCUCAGAGGAGCAUUUGGGUUGACCAGAGGGGUAUUUGAGUGACCCAUGUUUUUAAAAAGAGGCAUUGAAGUCUGCAAUUAUGGCACCAGACACAUCUUAUAAGGACUUUGGCUGUCAGAAGAACAAGGAUGGUCACCCAUUUCCCUCCCCAUGUGCGUGUCAGAUUACAUUACAGACAUAUACACAGUGGUGGAAGAAGUAUUCAGAUCCUUUACUUAAAUAAAAGUAGCAAUACCAAACUGUAAAAAUACAGGCAAGCGUUUUACUUUUUACUGUUACUGCUAGUUUUAACUAGUGUUAUGUAGUUUAUAAGAAAUAUUUUAUAAAAUAAACACUUGGAUUGUAAAUUUGUGAUCUAAAAAUUAACUACAACUGUCAAAUAAAUGUAGUAUCUCUGUGAUGGAGCAAAAGAAUAAAGUAGCAUUACAUGGGAUUGCUCAAGUACCUUAAAACUAUACUUAAGUACAGUGCUUUAUUUUUUAACAAUUCGUAAAGCUCUAUAGUUUGUAGUUUAACAACUCGACUAGAGCAGAAGUAAGAUACAGAUACAGAAAGUUGCACAAUGUAGUUUACCAGAACACCCCACAGUCGACACAGAAGUAACCACAAGAGUAUUCAGUUCCUCAUGCAUUUAACACAUUUUUUAAAACAAAAUCUAUAGUAAUAGUGGAAGGUGCAUUGCCUCAUGCUGUCCAUCUCAUUGCUCUCUAUGGGGACUUUUUGAUACAUUGCAAAACCUCAUCUCAAAACCACCAUUUGAGUUCUUCUGAACUGAGUCUGAAUGUGUUUUUUUGUGGUCAACAACCAGUGUUUCAUACGUGUGUUGAACUGACUUCUCAAUUUAACUAAACCUCUCGCAGCUUUUGAAGUGGAAAAAUAAGUUGUAGCGUGGACAGAAUAGUACUCUCAGUGAAGGUCUUCUAUUCUACUGCACUGUCGUGUCUGAUCAUAUCAGGCAUCUGACUACAUUUAUAUGUAUUUCAUUUUACUGCAAAGAGCAUUCUUGUAUAUCCUUUUUUGGUAUCUCUUUGGCCAGAGAAUCUCUAAUAUGUAUAAGGACUCGGAUUCAAUACUGUUCAUGUUUUCCCCAAAGAGUGUCAUAAUAAUAGAUGAAAUUAUUUCAUUUCCUGUUAUGUUCUUUGUAAACGUAUCUAUAUAUCUAUGAUUGUAUCCAGGAUGUUCUGCAUCAGUUCCUAGUUACAUCCUCCCUGUCUUCUUUACAAGAUCUCAGAGGGUAAGUCUUUUCCUCCUCUUGAUCUCUAGUGACAACAUAAUUUAUUUAUUUCAUUUAAAACAUUUACAGUAUAUAAAUUGAGUUCUGCUUUUCACUUGGUCAAUGCUUUGCAAAGGUGCUGGAUUUAAAGAUUACAGAAAUCAGAACAAAACAGAAAUUAGUUUGAAGCACUGUCUUAAAUGAUUUUUGUGAGAUUUGUAAAAUUCAUGAUGUUUAAAGAAUAGUCCUGAAAAGUCUUCAACAAGUUAUUACAAUAAUCUGGGUGUGAUGUGAUUACAUCAAAGCAAGCUGGACAUAAAGAACAACAUGGAGGAGACAACAAUUCCUGACAACUACGCACUUUCACUUCCCCUCCAUUUGUGGAGUAUUGUUAUGUGUUCUGCUGCCUCUGUGAUUGCUACAAAUAUGGAUUUGGUCACACCAACCGUAGAAGACUACUGGAACUUUGAUUACGAUGACAAUUACACAUCGUUCCCUGGAACGAGCAAGACUCACGCAGCCCCAUGCUUACAGGAGGACAUCUAUGAAUUUGCACGGAAGUAUUCCCCUGUGGUAUACAGCCUGGUGUUCAUUCUGGCUUUGAUGGGCAACGUGCUGGUGCUGUGUGUGAUCCGGCGCUACCGAAAUUCGCAGAGUGGUGGCGCCUGUGCAUUCUCUCUGACCGACACUUUCCUCCUUCACCUGGCCAUUUCUGACCUCCUGCUGGCCUUCACCCUGCCUCUGUUUGCAGUGCAAUGGGCUCACCAAUGGGUAUUCGGCUUGGCUCUUUGCAAGAUCUCUGGUGCCCUCUUCUCCCUGAACCGCUAUAGUGGCAUCCUUUUCCUAGCCUGCAUCAGCUUUGACCGAUACCUGGCCAUUGUUCACGCUGUCAGCUCUGGCUGGAAGCGCAACACUUGCCAUGCCCAGAUUGCCUGCGCUGUCAUCUGGGUGGGGUGUUUGGGCCUGAGUGGAGUGGACAUUACCUUCAAACAGGUAGUCGAGGCCCCUAUAGGCCAGCAGAAGCUGCUGCUGUGCCAGAUAUGGUUCACUGAGAACUCAACACAGUGGCAGGUGGGGCUACAGCUGGUCAGCAUGGUUCUGGGAUUUGGGUUCCCUCUGCUGAUCAUGCUCUACUGCUACAUCCGUAUCUUCAGGUCACUCUGCAACGCCACCCGCCGCCAAAAGCGGAAAUCUCUCCGCCUCAUCAUCUCCCUGGUGUCUGUGUUUUUCAUCUGCUGGGCACCGUACAACUGCUUCCAGUUGGCAGAUAGUCUGCAGAGGCUGGGCGCGGUGACUGGAGGAUGCCAGUUUGGCCGUGUAGUGGACAUUGGGACUCUGGUCACUGAAAGUGUGGGGCUGUCACAUUGCGCCUUGAACCCUCUGCUAUAUGGCUUUGUGGGGGUGAAGUUCAGGAGGGAGCUGGCUAGAAUGUGUAAGGGGCUUCUGGGACAAAGAGGCUGGCUGGGGAUGGAGGGCUGGAGGGAGAGGAGGCUCCGAAAAACUACAGGCUCCUUCAGCUCAGCAGAAAGCGAGAACACCUCGUACUCUGUCAUGGUGUGAAGUUCGAAUGCUGGUUACAGGAAGAAAGAGGGAGAUUUUGUGAGAUAGUAUAUGGUUGUAUGUGUUAGAGGAGUGUUUGGCAUGAGACAAAAGUUGAAAUUCCAUUUAAUUAAAACUGUAAAAAUGUUCUCAGAGGAAAAAAGUUUUCUGCCUGUGAUGUAUUUCAUCCACUGGGGCUUUCUGUAGAUAUGGUGCAGCUUUCAACAAGUUUUGUUAUUGUCUGGGGGGGGGGGGGAGUUUCCAAGAAAACUAUAGUGAAAAUACAAAGUGACUCAAGUUGUACAAACUGAUGUUGGGGGUGGGCCAUAGUGUAAAACAAAUGCCACUCCCUUAAGCUGAUGCUGUCGUAUAAUGUUUUUAUGGACGUGUUGAUUUUUGUGUCCACAAAGGAAUCUUGUGAAAUAGCCAAAUUUUUUCAUACCUCUGAAAAAGCUUGUUCAGCAGUUUAAGAUGUAGCCUGUAGCUUCAAUGGUCAUACAAUAGUCUCAUCAGAUUCCACUCUCAGUUUCAGCUAAAUCAGUGAAAAUGGUGUAAAAAGUUGUUUCUUUAUUUCCAUAAUCCAUAUACAGCUGUUUGUCCAGCUGUGUGCUUCAAAUGUGUUCAUGGUGCUGUAGGAAAUAAAUGUGACUCAUUUAUAAUUUUGUAUGUAACAUAAAAACUCAAACCCUUUGUUGAGUACAAUGAUUUUUGUAAUAAAUAUUUUGGAUAUAAAACAAAGUGUGAUAUCUAUUAUGCAUCAACAUCUCAGGUUCUUUCUCUGCAUGUUCAUUCUGACCAACUUCCAUCUCACGGUUCAUGCAAUUGCCAUCUUACAAAUUUCCAUUCAUUACAGAAAGUUGGUCUGUAACAAGGUUUGGUUAAUGUACAAUCCUUA
Molecule: messenger RNA, 4785 nt
Organism: Thunnus maccoyii (southern bluefin tuna)
Lineage: Eukaryota; Metazoa; Chordata; Actinopteri; Scombriformes; Scombridae
Gene: cxcr3.2
Product: chemokine (C-X-C motif) receptor 3, tandem duplicate 2
Exons: 3
Coding region: 2679-3911 (410 amino acids)
Biological process (GO): immune response; G protein-coupled receptor signaling pathway; chemotaxis
Cellular component (GO): membrane
Molecular function (GO): chemokine receptor activity
Source: RefSeq, a predicted model, not a curated record